UAGAACUAAGUGGCUCAAAUUAAAAACCAUACAAAUGCACAGAGAGAAAUGGGAGAGGCCAUUAAAAAUGGCAAAGUCUAGUUCUAGUUUUAGUUAUUCUGGUUUGGUUUAUCAUGGUGUUCUACUUCCCCUUCUUUUAUUAUUACAUAUUUUCUUUCCAAUUGCUACAUGCGGAUCCUUAGUACAGUUCCUUCCUGGAUUCGAGGGACCCCUUCCUUUUGUGCUUGAAACCGGGUAUGUGGGAGUGGGUGAAUCAGAGGAUGUGCAAGCAUUCUACUACUUCAUUGAGUCAGAGAACAAUCCAAAGGAGGAUCCUCUCAUGCUUUGGCUAACGGGUGGUCCUGGUUGCUCUGCCUUGUCUGGCCUUGUCUUUGAAAUAGGUCCACUUGCAUUUAUAAAAGAGGAUUACAAUGGGAGCCUGCCUAAUUUGGUCUUGAGGUCACAUUCAUGGACAAAGGUAAGUAGCAUCAUAUUUGUAGAUUUGCCUGUUUCCACGGGUUUCUCUUAUGCCACAACCGAGUCUGCCGCUCAACGAAGUGACUGGAGACUAGUUCACCAAGUCCAUCAAUUUCUUAGGAAGUGGCUGAUUGACCAUCCAAAAUUUCUGUCAAAUGAGGUUUACAUUGGUGGCGAUUCAUACUCUGGCAUUCCUAUUCCAGUCAUUGUUCAAGAGAUUUCACAAGGAAAUGAAAAUGGGGUCAAACCAUGGAUAAAUCUCCAGGGAUACCUGCUGGGAAAUGCCGCAACAACUGGAAGGGAAAAAAACUAUGAAAUCCCCUUUUCUCAUGGAAUGGGACUUAUUUGUGAUGAACUAUACGAGUCACUGCAAAAAAAUUGUAAAGGAGAGUAUGUAAGUGUAGACACCAAAAAUUUACUCUGUUCAAGAGAUAUCCAGUCCUACAAUGAGGCUACAUCAGGAAUUAAUACGGCUCAUAUUUUGGACCCGUUAUGUGAGUGGCUUGAUACUAAAGUUUCUUGGAGGAGAUCUCUAACUCAGAAAUAUCCCUGGAAGUACCUCAAUAGCCAUCUCAAAUUGCCACCCUUAAACUGUCGGAGUUAUGCAUACUUCCUUUGCGGUUAUUGGGCCAAUGAUGAUAAUGUUCGCAAUGCACUGCACAUACGCAAGGGAAGUACAGGGAAAUGGCAUCGUUGUACCUACGAUAUACCUAACAAGAAAGAAAUUUUUAGCAGCUAUGAGUAUCAUGUAAAUCUUAGUAGAAAAGGCUAUCGUUCACUGAUAUACAGUGGCGAUCAUGACAUGACGAUUCCUUUCUUGGCGACUCAAGCAUGGGUAAGAUCUUUGAACUACUCCAUUGUGGAUGAUUGGAGGCAAUGGUAUACAAAUGGCCAAGUUGCAGGAUACACAAGGACUUACUCCAAUCGGAUGACAUUUGCAACAGUGAAGGGUGGAGGGCACACAGCUCCAGAGUACAAGCCCGAAGAAUGCUUUGCCAUGUACAGUAGGUGGAUAUCUAAUAGUGCUCUCUAGGAAUAUGAUUAAAUAAGGUCAUCUCCUAAGUUGGCAAGGGCUAUAAACUUGCAUUCAUUCCAUGUCAUUGGGUAGAUUUUAUUCGCUUAACAAAUGUAUGUAUCUUUCUCAAAAUAAAUAAUGAAAUCCGUAUUUCAAAUAAGAUGAUUUAGAGUGGUACUUGCUAAAUCCGUAAUUUCUUCAAUUCCUUUCGGGUGACAUGCAAAAUAAUAUUAUUCCUCUUGGGAUUUGUGAUGAAAUUGAAAAAAUCCAAAGAAGGUUUAUCUGGGGUGACACUCGAGAGAGAGAAGGACUGCCCACCUUGUCUCUUGGGAGCAACUGUGUAAACUUAAAAGAGUUUUGGUGGUCUAGGAAUCAUCAAUUUGAAGAAGCAGAAUGAGGCUUUUCUUCUAAAAAUGGCUUGGUCUAUUAUUCAAGAUCCUAAUCAGCUUUGGUCUCAGGUUCUUGUUGCAAAAUAUGGCAGGAUGGUGGAUUUGUAUAAACAAUGCUUCAGUAAAGCCUAUGAUUCUAAAUUAUGGAAGAGUCUUGCCAAAACUUGGCCUUUGUUGCUGGAAAAUCUACGGUGGAAUAUUGGAGAUGGCAAAAACACCAAUUUUUGGUUGGAUAAUUGGCUAGGGAGUAUUCCAAAAUUACUAAAUGUUGCUGUUAAUUAUCCUUACCACCUCCUUAUUGCAGAUGUUGUGGCCGAUUGCAUUGAUAAAGAGUCUGGCACUUGGAAUUUUAAUUUUCUGCAUCAUUAUUUCGACCAGGAAGUGGUGAAUAUGAUAGUAACUAUCCCCCCCUCCAUCUGCUGAAGUUGGAAGUGAUAUGUUAUAGUGGAAAGGUUCGAACCCUAUGAUCUCAGUGGUUAAACAAGUUUAUUCAAGCCUAAUGCAUUUUGACUCUCCUCGAAUUUUCCAUGGGAAAGCAUCUGGAAGUGGAAAGUGCCUGAGAAAUUUAAAUUCCUGCUUUGGAAGCUUGCCCAAGGCAAAGUUCUCACCAAACAAUUAAUAGCUAGGUGGGGUAACACAUCUGACAGGUGCUUCCAUUGUCAUGAUAAAAUUAAAACCAUUCUCCAUGCUUUUACAGAUUGCCCCCUUGUCUCUAAGAUAUGGAAUUGUUCUUUGUUCGUUUCAAAGCCUUCAUUUUUCUACAGUGAACAGAAUCUGAGCAUUUGGUUGAAGAAAUGCUUACUGUUUAUUGAUGUCAGAUGCCCAAAUUGGAGGGAUCUGUUCUUCACCUCUUGCUGGUACAUAUGACUAUGGCGUAACAAAGAUAUCCAUGACAGUGAGUUCAGGAGACCUGAUGUUGUUAACAUAGACAUUCAGGCUCGUUUGUUGCACAUGAUAGGAUAAGGGGUUUGGAUAAUGAUAAGAUAUGAGUUUAUCCUAUGUUUGGUGUAAAUCUUAUUGCAUCAGGAUAUGUUUAAAAUAGACAAAAAUA
This is a messenger RNA of Gastrolobium bilobum, 2911 nucleotides long. Its product is annotated as putative serine carboxypeptidase-like 52. NCBI's taxonomy places the organism in Eukaryota, Viridiplantae, Streptophyta, Magnoliopsida, Fabales, Fabaceae. Bases 35 to 1489 code for a protein of 484 amino acids. Gene Ontology annotation, biological process: proteolysis; secondary metabolic process. The transcript is spliced from 14 exons. Gene Ontology annotation, molecular function: serine-type carboxypeptidase activity; acyltransferase activity, transferring groups other than amino-acyl groups. The record is from RefSeq and is a predicted model, not a curated record.